Molecule: messenger RNA, 642 nt
Organism: Melampsora larici-populina 98AG31
Lineage: Eukaryota; Fungi; Basidiomycota; Pucciniomycetes; Pucciniales; Melampsoraceae
Exons: 5
Coding region: 1-642 (213 amino acids)
Source: RefSeq, a predicted model, not a curated record
AUGUACAAGGGUAUUGAUAGAUUGUCUGGUAGAUUUGGUGCCCUCUGGGAAGGCAGACAAUGCAAGGAGUUUGAGGAAGGAGUUGAAUUGUAUCAGCUGGCACUGGAUAGGUUGGAAGGGAAGAAGGACAAGAGGAGUAAGGAAGGGAAGGAGACAGAGAAGAAAGAGGAUAAGAAGAUGAAGACAGGAAACGAGGAGAAGGGGAAAAGAAAACACUCAUCAUCAUGGUUGGGUGAGAUGGGAUUUAUGGCUUCCCCUAGAUUUGGUAGAAUUGUCAGACACUUAAAGGCUUUUGCCAGUAACAGCCAUAGGAUACAGGUCCAUAUGUCACCCAGAGCAUGUGAAGCAGGAAUUUUUGAUGUGAGGUUCAUGUCACAAGACCUUUGUGUCACCACAGGGAUCCUGUAUGCAGUGCUGGGUGUUAGAUAUGGAUCACAGAGCUACAAUAGCACCUUGAGUUCUGGAGAAUUGGUACCGAUGCCUGAGAAAAUGAAUAUGAAAAGAGGUCCAUCUAAACCCACAGGAUAUAGUCUUACGGCAGGUGAAGAUAGGAUGGUAUGGUUUUGGGACCUCUCAGCUGCUGAAAGAUCCAGUACUGUUUCUGGACUUCAUCUUGAAGCUGAUCGACCACAUUAUAGGUAG